Messenger RNA from Bacillus rossius redtenbacheri, 1969 nucleotides. RefSeq lists its product as uncharacterized. The record is from RefSeq and is a predicted model, not a curated record. NCBI's taxonomy places the organism in Eukaryota, Metazoa, Arthropoda, Insecta, Phasmatodea, Bacillidae. The coding region runs from base 151 to 1752 and encodes 533 amino acids. The transcript has 9 exons.
UGCACCCGUGGGAGGCGAUGCUGUCCGCGGCUGUUCGCUGCGCCGCGGCCGCGUGGCUGUGCUGCUGCGUCGCCGGCACAGACCCCUUGAUUGAGGAUUUCCGUGGAUUUCUGCGGGAGGUUUUUCACGAAGUUGGCAGAAACUGGUCCGAUGUUCGUGCCAUACCAGACACAGAAGAAGAUAUGGGGGCCAGGGGGCUGGGUGACCUUGAAGGCCGGGGAGCUGGGUGACCUGGACAAGUGGACGCGCCGCGGGGACUGCCGGGUGUCGCAGAGCGGGGACGUCGUCCAAGCGGCGGCCACCGUCGCCUUCGACGACCUGCGGUACACGUACGACUUCGUCACCGACGACCAGAUGUUCUCCACCGCCGUGGGCGAGAUGUACGGCAAAGUGACGCGGCUGUCCGCCAUCUUGGUCUUCGAAGCGAACGUCAGUGACCCAUCGGCCGUCACCGCCGGCCCGCGCAGCUUCCAGCUGCAGCCGACCACAGAAGUGACGGUCGAGGAGAUUUCCCAUCAGAACGUGACCGAUGUGGCAACUUUCAGCCCUUACAUCGACAAUUCUCUCGUCAGCUUCAUAACUAAGAAGGCCCUUCCGGCGUUGCGGGACGACAUCGAAGCCGUGCUGAACGCCACGUUCGCGGAUGCAAAUUUCAACAUGAGCUCCGAGGCAGCGUUCGCCACCACCACCACAACGUCGAGAACAACAGCAUCGCCUGCAACAACUCACACGGGAACAAGCACUUCGGCUUCAGAGUCCGUUCAUUCUCCUACUUCCACCGAAAGUGCGAGCAGUAAAACCAGUCCUGGCACUGGACCCUCAGGUCAAGGAACAGGCACCACAUCCCUGACUAAAGGUACAGACGCUGGUAAAUCAAUCGAUGAGACAUCGAGUGAGAUCAGAAAACCCGAAAUUAAAGACUCAUUAGCAAGCAAGAAUGCCAAAUUCAGGAGACAAAGCAACAGCCUGGAGGAAAAAUACACCAGGAAAGCGACAGUUACGACAGCGAGGACCACGGAAACAGUCCACGAAAAGUGGUUGAUAGCAAACUUCAACUUGUUCAUCGACAAGCUAUUGGUCAGCACUGGAAAGAGAUUCGUGUCCCAGAACAUGACUCCUUACAACAUGCUGGAUGGCGAGGAAGAGAUGUUCAAGAAGGCCGAAGGCUCCGUGAACCUCACUGAAGGUCUCGUGUCUGGUCUGGACGAUCUCGGCUACGGCGACAAGAUCGCAGUGGAGCUGGAUGGAGAAUCGACGACUCUCACUGCAGACUUCAACUUCAAGAACGUCACGUUCCGGUUCAACUUCUCCUCCGGCGGCAAGCCGCACGCCCGGGGCUCCGGGCUCGUGCUGGGUCACGUGACCGGCCUGCGAGGUCAGCUGACCUUCUCGGCCAACUCCACGGACGCCCCAGCCGUCCGCUACGCCUUCCGCGACCUGAGGCUGCUGCCCGGCCCCGGCUACGAGGCGGCGGUGCUGUCCGGGGGUACUCUAAGCGGGGGAGCGGCGCGGGAGGUGUCCCACGCAGCGGGCAGCAGCCUGCGGAGGAACUUCCUGCCCAGGUUGCAGCAGGACCUCCGGCGCGGCGUGGAGGCCGCGUCCUGCCACGGGAGGGGGGCGGUGACGUCCUCAGGCGCCGCCGUCCUGCCGCCGGCCUGGACCGUCGUCCUCGCUGUCACCACCGGCCUGCUCGUCUUCCAGUUCCCACACUGUAGCAGUCGCCACUUCUGUGUCUCCCUCCUCGUUCCGUGACUCAGUUCCGAGAAGAAAGCCUUCUGACGGGGAGGGUGUGUCGCUCUCGGGGGUAGAGCCUUCGUUCCACAGACGAGAGAGCCACACCUGAAGUUCCCCGAAGUAUCAUGCUCGCUUUCUUCUCUCCGUACCACAACAGGUGUAUUUAUUUUUGAGGAAAAAAAUUCGCGGGUAUUUAUUCUCCAAAUGUGCGGGUUUAACUUAUAAGAUGUCAUUC